Anopheles funestus (African malaria mosquito) is the source of this 1027-nucleotide messenger RNA. RefSeq names its product pheromone-binding protein-related protein 6-like. The record is from RefSeq and is a predicted model, not a curated record. Gene Ontology annotation, molecular function: odorant binding. The transcript has 3 exons. Lineage: Eukaryota; Metazoa; Arthropoda; Insecta; Diptera; Culicidae. Bases 34 to 534 code for a protein of 166 amino acids. Gene Ontology annotation, biological process: sensory perception of smell.
UGACGUUCAUGCGUGCACUGCGUACAUCAGUCCAUGUGUUUGCGAAUCAUUCGGACAGUGAAUAAUCGUUGCCGAAAGUUUGUUCCGAUAUUUUUGGAGAUGAAGUUUGCUACAUUCGUUUGUAUCGUUACGAUGUGUUGCACGUUGGUGUUUGCACAAAGUACACCACGCCGUGAUGCUGAAUAUCCACCGCCGGAAUUACUAGAGGCAAUGAAACCGUUGCACGAUAUUUGUGUUGGCAAAACAGGUGUUACAGAGGAAGCGAUCAAGAAGUUCAGCGACGAAGAGAUCCACGAGGACGAAAAGCUCAAGUGCUACAUGAACUGUCUGUUCCACGAGGCCAAGGUGGUCGACGACAAUGGUGACGUGCAUCUGGAAAAGCUGCACGAUGCGCUGCCAAACUCGAUGCACGAUAUUGCAUUGCACAUGGGCAAACGUUGUCUCUAUCCCGAGGGUGAAAAUCUCUGCGACAAAGCCUUCUGGCUUCACAAGUGCUGGAAGCAAUCUGAUCCUAAGCACUAUUUCCUAGUUUAAGUAGCAGCUUUGUGCAGUCCGACCGAAUGCUAGGGCUGCUCCACCGUGUGAGGAUGCGCAUCGGGAGUCGGUGAGAUUGAGUGAUCCUUGCUCGUUACAGGAACAAUCUUUCGCAAGGACCUUCACGUAUCCAUCGGUUUUGCCAGCAUGCCCGGGCUCGUGGUUCGGAAUUAGUAAUUAACUUAUUUUGCUUGCCUUCCGCAUUGCACUGCACGUAGUUUUCCAAAACUAACCGACCAACCUGUGACUAACCAACUUCAACGCAACCAUUUGACGGCUCGGUACCAGGUCGAGCCACCAGAAAGAGGCUCCAAAUGGUGCGAAUGGAUAAAAUUCAAAAUUUUCUGCCCCAAACUUACGGUGCAAAAGUUCUUACUUCCUACUAACCCUUCAUUCUUGCUGAGAACAGGAAUUUCUUCUCCUGACCAAUGGAAAGCAUGAACCAAAAAAAGAUUAAAAAAACAGAAAUAAAACGAUGAAAAAAUGCAUACAA